AUGUGUGUUGCAAUAGGCGUAUUCUUUCUCCUUACCGUACAAACCUGGAUUGCUGUCAUGCAGCAGCCUCAAUAUGGGAGUAAAAACCGUCGCAUGCUUCUUUUUUACAUCUUCAUCACAUUCGCAUUGGGGACGGUAUCCUUUGCUGCGAAUGUGAAAUAUACGGAGAUGGUUUGGAUAGACCUUCGUGAUGCACCUGGUGGCCCGGCCGCUCUGAUCGAGAAUUCACUGAACUAUCGUAUUAACGUUCUGGCGAUGUUCACUGGUCAUAUUCAAGAGUGGUUUAUGCAAGCUCUGCUCCUUCACCGAUGUUUCGUGAUAUGGAAUUGGGCAAGAUGCGUGAUGAUCCCGAUGGUCACACUUUAUAUUGCCAUGAUUGCGCUGUCUAUCUGCAGCAUCAUCCAGGCGAGUACCGGUGUCGUAUAUUAUAGUAUCAACGUCAUAGUUGCCUAUCUCUGCAUCGAAGUGGGGCUCAGUGUCAUUUAUACCAUUCUCGUGGCGAAUCGUUUGCUCGCCAUGCGAAGGCUGAUGAAACGGGUCAUGGCCCAACACGAUACCAGUGCCUAUGACACCGUCGUCCUCAUGGUCAUCGAGUCCGCGGUGUUAUACUCUACCUUCGCUAUGAUUUUCAUAGUUGCAUUUGCUCUACAUCUGCAAAGUGUCUCUACUCUUUGCUUCCUCUGUAUCAACUCAAUUCAGGGUAUUGCCCAAAUAUUCAUCAUCCUUCGUGUUGCACGGGGGCUGGCAGUUACACACGAAUGGUCGAGCCUAGUUGCCUGCAGCACCCACGACUAUAGUAUGCUCAGAGUUUGUAUCGGAUAA
This is a messenger RNA of Suillus paluster, 822 nucleotides long. RefSeq lists its product as uncharacterized. The record is from RefSeq and is a predicted model, not a curated record. NCBI's taxonomy places the organism in Eukaryota, Fungi, Basidiomycota, Agaricomycetes, Boletales, Suillaceae. The transcript is spliced from 5 exons. Bases 1 to 822 code for a protein of 273 amino acids.